Messenger RNA from Camellia sinensis, 663 nucleotides. The record is from RefSeq and is a predicted model, not a curated record. NCBI's taxonomy places the organism in Eukaryota, Viridiplantae, Streptophyta, Magnoliopsida, Ericales, Theaceae.
AUGAGCUUAAAAAAAGAGUGGCAAGCGUGGACAAAGUUGAUGGAUUCAAGCAAGGGAGUGUCCGGGAUAGGCUUUGACUAUGACACCGGUUUGUUUCAGGUACCUGACGAGUGGUGGGACAAAAUGGAAUCAAUCAACAAGGCGUGUGCGAAGUUCAGGAAAAAAUUUUUGGAACACCGUGACUUGAUGGAGACGGUUUUCAUGGGGGCAUCAGCUACUGGGAAGCACCAUUGGACCCCGGGAGAGACCCUUCCUGAAGCUGAUGAGGACUCAUUUGAUUCACCAAAAAGGAGAAAGACGCCAUCAACAAGUGUUUCAAAGUCGAAGAAGGCAACAAGUGGUGCGUCUGUUAUUGUGGAAAGCAUGAACAGAAUGACAGAUGUGGUUCGUUCGAAGAAUCAGCAGGUCACGGUUAGGCACCUCACAGGCAACGAAUCGCCCUACACUAUUUCUGAGUGCAUGCAUAAACUGAGCAGUAUUCUAUCCCUGAUUGGUACGCCAUUAUUCCACUUCGCCUCUACACUUAUGGAUAACGCCGAUUACUGGGAGAUCAUGAUGUGCCAGCCUAAUGACGACCACAUCAUUGGAUGGCUUACACAGAAGCAGUUCCAGUGUACUGCGUCGGCGCCUUUUGCAAACCUGUUUGGGGGUCGCCGGAUGUGA